This is a messenger RNA of Owenia fusiformis, 2288 nucleotides long. NCBI's taxonomy places the organism in Eukaryota, Metazoa, Annelida, Polychaeta, Sabellida, Oweniidae. The record is from the annotation of a GenBank genome assembly.
UGGCGGACAAGGAAGUCGACACAUCAUCAAUCUCAAGUUCGCAGCCAAAUAACCCGCUAUCUAGGAAACUGAACAAGAUUCUUGAGACCCGACUUGACAAUGAUAAGGACAAUAUUGAAGCCCUCAAAGCACUGUCUUCUUUCUUCAAAGAAAAUAAUCUCCGCAGUAGACGCAACCUGAGGGGGGACAUAGAACGUCGCACCCUUGCUAUCAAUGAAGAGUUUGUGCAAGUAUUCCAGGGAGUCAAAGAGAAGCUGGACAGUGUCUAUGGAGAUGUCAAGGCCAUGAAUGAUUGCUGCAGCGACAUGACAACCAGACUAAAGACAGCCAAAGAACAGACACAUGAUCUCAUCAACCAGACAACAAAGCUUCAGGCUGAGAGUGGCCGUCUGCAGAUGAGGUCAGAGGUCGCAGAUGCCUUCUUGGCAAAGUUCCAGCUGAAACCUGAAGAAGUGAAGGUUCUAAGAGGCACUAGGGAUGGAUCUUUACAUCAGAAUUUCUUCACUUCCCUUGAUAGAGUGAAGCAGAUCCACAAUGACUGUAAGGUCUUACUAAGGACUAAUCAGCAGACUGCAGGGUUAGAGAUCAUGGAGACCAUGGCACUUCACCAAGAAUCUGCCUAUGAGCGCCUGUACAGGUGGACUCAGAAUGAAUGCAGAGCUCUCAGUGGAGAUUCUCCAGAUAUCACAUCACAACUCACUCAAGCAAUGCAGGCACUUCAAGAUAGACCCGUACUCUUUAGGUACACAUUGGAUGAGUUUGGUACUGCCAGGAGAACCGCUGUAGUUAGGGGUUUCAUAGAUGCACUGACUCGUGGAGGCCCUGGAGGAACUCCCAGACCAAUAGAGCUCCACUCCCAUGAUCCUUUGCGCUAUAUGGGAGACAUGCUAGCUUGGUUACAUCAGGCCUCCGCUUCAGAAAAGGAACACCUACAAACCCUACUCAAACGAUCAACAUUACUACCUAUGGAAGAACAGAUCCAAGAUGUACUAAACCAUAUAACAGAGGGGGUGUGUAGACCAUUCAAGGUCCGUGUAGAACAGGUGCUUCUGGCAGAACCAGCGGCUGUUGUACUGUACAAACUUACCAAUUUACUCAAGUUCUAUCAUUAUACUAUUGGACAAAUUGUUACAAAGAUAGAUGCCUCACUGCUGUCAACUCUUGAGGAAAUGUCUACUUUAAGUGCUAAGAUGUUCUAUAACAGUCUCAACUGCCAUGCUGGCAAACUACUAGAAAAGGUAGAACUCCCACCUGCUGACUUAGGUCCUACUGCCUCUUUACAUCAAACACUACAGCUAAUACAAGAGGUGUUGUCUUCCCAUGAUUCUUCAGUUGUAACCUUAGAUGCAAGACAGCAGGAUUUUACCCAUAUAGUGUCUUGCUUGAUUGAUCCGUUAAUUCAAAUGUGUAGCGUCUCAGCCAGUAAACUAAACACCGUUGAUAUGGCAACAUACAUGGUGAACGCCAUCUAUAAUAUGCAAACCACACUAGCCCUGUAUGAGUUCACCGACCAAAGACUAGAGAUGCUUCAAGCACAGAUAGACGCCCACAUAGACACCUUGACCAGUGAACAAGCUUCAUACAUUCUCAACAGUAUAGAUAUGGCCCAAAUGUAUGGAUUGGUACAGCAGCACCAGCCUAAACAGGGGCCACUCUCUGUUCUCCCUGGCAUGGAUCCUAUUACUGUAAAGUCAGCCAUGAAUAAAUUUGACAGUUACCUUGCCUCCCCUGACAGUCUUGAUAUGCCUCAAUGUGCGCUGCUGACUGCAGCUAAACUAAGAGAGAUGGUGAAAAAGAGCUCCACAGAGCUCUUAUGUAAGGCUUACAAACAGAUGUAUGAUGCAAUAGUUGACCCUAGCAACGAGUACACAGAUCCUAAGACAAUAGUGCCUAGAACUCCUGAACAAGUCAUUGAACUCUUGUCAUAGCAACAGUACAAAUAUCCCCGGUUUAUUAAUUGCUAUAAUUCCUACACAAAUCAUUUAGUUGUUGCCAUAGCAACCAGCAUUUUGCUCCUCAGACUAUAGUACAUAGAUCUAUUGACAGUCAUGCAACUCAGAGUCGAUGUCAAUUAGAUACAACAGAGUCACCCUAGCAACUGUAUCACCAUAGCAACUUUAGGUGAUCAUACUACUUGUUUGAAAAUGGUGUAAUAUAUCAUAUAGGCAUUCUAUAUAUAUACCUUUAUUAAGCAGGAUAUUUAUUGUAUAUAUGAAAUGUGGAAAAGGACAAAUUGGUUCUGGUAAAAAAAUUGUAGAUAAAAUUGUAAAUAAAAAACAAAAGAUGGC